GGAGGUGGGAGGAGGCGGCGUUUCCGGCCGCGGUCGCUGUCCAGGGAGGCUGAGGCAAGAGGGAGCUGUCCGGGUGGGGAGCCAGCACUUCCUUCUUUCUCUUUCUCCUCCUCUGCGUGAGGGGAGAGAAGGUUUGGGGCCCCCGAGCCCAUGGACCGGGAGGAGGCGGAGGCCGCCGAGAGCCGGCACCCCUCUGUGUGGCCCUGAGCCCCGUGUACUGGUUCUGCCUCUCUGGAAGGCCAUGGAGAAGUGGCUGGGAGUCAAGCCAAGUCCUGCUUCCUGGAUUUUGCCAGGAUAUUGUUGGCAGACAUCAGUGAAGCCGCUGAGAAGCCUGUACCUGUUUUACACUUUCUUCUGUCUCAGCGCUCUGUGGUUGUCAACAGAUGCUAAUGAGAGCAGAUGCCAUCAGGGGAAGACACUUUAUGGAGUUGGCUUGAGAGCUGGGGGAGAAAAUCACCUUUGGCUUCUUAAAGGAAGCCUGUCUUUCCAAGCCUGUUGGGCUGCCUGCUGCCAGGACUCUGCCUGUCAUGCUCUUUGGUGGCUGGAAGGGAUGUGCUUUCAGGCCGACUGCAGCAAGCCCCAGAGCUGCCAGCUUUUUAGGACAGACUCUUCCAAUUCCAUGCUGAUAUUUUUUCAAAAAUCCCAAACUGCAAAUGACUUGGACCUUCUGCCUGAAGAUGAUGAGCCACAUCUUCUGAGGCUAGGCUGGGGCAGGACAUCUUGGAGGAGGCAGGGCCUCGCCAGGGCUCCUCUCACCCUUGCUGUGUCCUCUGAUGAACAUCAGAGCCUAACCAGGGCUCGGCAGAAGAGAGACCAGCUCAGUGAGGCAGCUCCACUUGGAGCGGAGCAGCAUUCUAAACUGAAUCGCUCGGAGGAAGGUGCUGUGAGUCCCAGCGCCUCUGUGGAGGUCCACAAAGCCACCACAGUUCCCAGCCCCUUCACCACUGACCACACUACACAGACUCCUGAUUGGCUGAAGAAUGUGUCCGUCCAUCCUGAACCAUCAGAGCAUUCCAGUCCUAUGUCCAGUACUCAGCAAGCAAAAAGCACUGAGCACAGUUCACCUGACUCCCCUCUUCCAGUGGCCCCCUCCUACAGCUAUGCUACCCCUACGCCCCAGGCCUCUUCCCAAAGCACCUCAGCACCACAACCAGUUGUAAAGGAGCUGGUGGUGUCUGCUGGGAAGAGUGUCCAGAUCACCCUGCCUAAGAAUGAAGUUCAGUUAAACGCCUACGUUCUUCCAGAACCAGAAGAAGGAGAAACCUACACCUACGACUGGCAACUGAUUACUCAUCCUAGAGACUACAGUGGAGAGAUGGAAAGGAAACACUCCCAGAUCCUCCAACUGUCCAAGCUGACUCCAGGCCUGUAUGAAUUCAAGGUGAUUGUGGAUGGUCAGAAUGCCCAUGGGGAAGGCUACGUGAACGUAACAGUGAAGCCAGAGCCCCGUAAGAAUCAGCCUCCUGUUGCCAUUGUGUCACCCAGGUUCCAGGAGAUCUCGCUGCCAACAACUUCAACCAUCAUCGAUGGCAGUCAGAGCACUGACGACGAUAAAAUUGUCCAGUACCACUGGGAGGAGCUCAAGGGGCCUCUGAGAGAAGUAAAGAUCUCUGAAGACACAGCCAUACUAAAACUAAGUAAGCUCAUCCCCGGGAACUACACUUUCAGCCUGACUGUCGUCGACUCUGACGGGGCUACCAACUCCACCACUGCAAGCCUGACAGUGAACAAAGCUGUGGAUUACCCUCCUGUGGCCAACGCAGGCCCCAACCAAGUGAUCACCCUGCCCCAGAACUCCAUCACCCUCUCUGGAAACCAGAGUACUGACGACCAUGGCAUCACUAGCUACGAGUGGUCACUCAGCCCAAGCAGUGAAGGGAAGGUGGUGGAGAUGCAGGGAGUUAGAACGCCAACCCUGCAGCUGUCCGCAAUGCAAGAAGGAGACUAUACCUACCAGCUCACAGUGACUGACACAAUAGGGCAGCAGGCAACCGCUCAAGUGACUGUGAUUGUACAGCCUGAGAACAACAAGCCUCCUCAGGCAGACGCAGGCCCAGACAAAGAGCUGACCUUGCCUGUGGACAGCACCACCCUGGAUGGCAGCAAGAGCACAGAUGACCAGAGAAUCAUCUCCUAUCUUUGGGAGAAGACCCAGGGGCCUGACGGGGUGCAGCUGGAGAAUGUCAACAGCAGCAUUGCCACCGUGACUGGGCUGCAAGUGGGGACCUAUGUGUUCACCUUGACUGUCAGAGACGAGAGGAACCUGCAGAGCCAGAGCUCUGUGAACGUCAUUGUCAAAGAAGAAAUCAACAAGCCGCCAGUAGCCAAGAUCACUGGGAACGUGGUGGUCACCCUGCCCACAAGCACCGCAGAGCUGGAUGGCUCCAGGUCCUCGGAUGACAAAGGGAUAGUCAGCUACCUGUGGACUCGAGAUGAGGCGAGCCCAGCUGCAGGGGAGGUGCUGAAUCACUCUGACCAUCACCCUGUCCUCUUCCUCUCCAACCUGGUUGAGGGGACCUAUACGUUUCACCUGAAAGUGACCGAUGCUAAGGGUGAGAGUGCCACAGACCGGAGCACCGUGGAAGUGAGACCUGACCCCAGGAAAAGCAACCUGGUGGAGAUCAUCUUGGAUGUGAACGUCAGCCAGCUGACAGAGAGGCUGAAGGGGAUGUUCAUCCGCCAGAUUGGGGUCCUUCUGGGGGUGCUGGAUUCUGACAUCAUUGUGCAAAAGAUUCAGCCAUACACGGAGCAGAGCACCAAGAUGUUAUUUUUUGUUCAGAAUGAGCCUCCCCACCAACUCUUCAAAGGCCACGAGGUGGCAGCCAUGCUCAAGAGUGAACUCCGGAAGCAGAAGGCUGACUUCCUGAUAUUCAGAGCCCUGGAAAUCAACACUGUCACAUGUCAGCUGAACUGUUCCGACCAUGGCCACUGUGACUCGUUCACCAAGCGCUGUAUCUGCGACCCAUUUUGGAUGGAGAAUUUCAUCAAGGUGCAGCUCAGGGAUGGAGACAGCAACUGCGAAUGGAGUGUACUGUACGUGAUUAUUGCGACCUUUGUUAUUGUUGUUGCCUUGGGAAUCCUGUCUUGGACUACUAUCUGUUGUUGCAAGAGGCAAAAAGGAAAACCCAAGAGGAAAAGCAGAUACAAGAUCCUGGAUGCCACCGAUCAGGAAAGCCUGGAGCUGAAGCCGACCUCCCGAGCAGGGGACAUCCAUCCUGUUCGUCUCCAACCUGUUCUCAUCAGGUUCUGCUGCUUCAUGUUCAGAAAGUUUAUUUCUCACCCCAUUUACCCUUCCGAAAUCACACUCACAGGCAGCAAACAGAAAGGCCCCAUGCUGAGCAGCAGCCUGAUGCACUCUGAGUCGGAGCUGGACAGCGACGAUGCCAUCUUCACAUGGCCAGACCGGGAGAAAGGCAAGCUCCUGCAUGGUCAGAAUGGAUCGGUGCCAAAUGGGCAAACGCCAUUGAAGACCAGGAGCCCACGGGAGGAGAUCUUAUAGAUCUUUGGUCUGUCUCAUCAAACUGGGCCUCAGCGCCAGGGAGCACCUCUAGGCUGGUUCCUGACCUUCUGGAUCUGGGGGCAGCUGCUCUCCCAGCAUGUGCUGGUCACUCCAUCCCAACAGCCCCUUCAGAACUGCUGGUACUUGAAUCCACAUACUUUAUAGGAAUCCCUGAAUGAAGCUGUGAAUGGAAAAGGUUUCCUCUAUACCCUUAUGUGGUAGGCCCCCCUCAAAUAUCCUCAUCUCAGGGCCUUUUUGCACACACCUCCACCACCCACCACCCCCCCCCCCCGCCUGAGAGCAGUGCAGCCGAACCCAGAACCGAGUGCCACCAGCCUAGCCCUCAGCAUAGUCUUUGUUUCUCUGGGACAGUGUGCCCUGCCUUCCCCAGGCUGAGAGAAAUCCCUGCCCACUACUGAUGCUGCCUGGCCCCUCAGCUCGAGAGCUGGCUUGUGUACUGACUGUAUCAGGGAUGUAGGGGCUGCUGGGCAUGACCAGCACCUGCUUCCAGGCUCAGGCCACCCCUCAUUCUCCCAGAGCAGAUAGCCACAGAUAGACUGGAAGUCUGUGGCAUUUGAGUGCAUGUGUGUGACUGCCCCACUGUGAUCCCUUCCAUGUCCCUCAACCCAUGUCUUUUCUGUGUCCUUUGCACGCGUGAGUGCUUGAGUGUAUGUGCACCUACCUGUUCCUUAUAGGUGUCUCUUGGCUGCUCUCAAAGCAACUCUAACUUGGAGACUUUCAGCUCCUUGGAAGACUAUUAACCCCUCUGGCCCUGUCACCAGUUUCUCAGCCAUGGUGUCAGGCAGUUGAGGAAUUGGAGUUUCAGGGAGAGUGACUUUUUAAAAAGGACUUACAAUUUCUACUACUGCACUAUCUGUUGUGAGAUAAUUAAACAUGCUAUUUAAUUGUGA
Messenger RNA from Onychomys torridus (southern grasshopper mouse), 4410 nucleotides. RefSeq names its product KIAA0319 like. Bases 242 to 3499 code for a protein of 1085 amino acids. The transcript is spliced from 22 exons. The record is from RefSeq and is a predicted model, not a curated record. Gene Ontology annotation, molecular function: protein binding. Gene Ontology annotation, cellular component: cytoplasmic vesicle; plasma membrane. NCBI's taxonomy places the organism in Eukaryota, Metazoa, Chordata, Mammalia, Rodentia, Cricetidae.